Molecule: messenger RNA, 453 nt
Organism: Hydra vulgaris (swiftwater hydra)
Lineage: Eukaryota; Metazoa; Cnidaria; Hydrozoa; Anthoathecata; Hydridae
Molecular function (GO): nucleic acid binding
Source: RefSeq, a predicted model, not a curated record
AUGAGCAGUCGAAAAGGAACUUCAAAAGAAAUGAUAUCGGACAAUAAAGGCAACUUUGUAUUAGCAAACAAAGAGCUACGAAGUUUCACUGAUGACGAAAAGAAAAGAAUAAAUGAGGCAACAAGCCAUGUUGAUACUAAAUGGCAUUUUGACCCACCAGCAGCCCCUCAUUUUGGAGGAGUUUAUGAAAUCAUAAUAAAAGCCGCAAAACGAGCAAUUUAUUCCCAACUUGGAAAUGCGGAUAUUGUUGACGAAGAACUUAUUACAGCGUUUGUUGGGGCAAAAGGACUUAUAAACUCACAACCAUUGACUUAUCAAUCGAGUGAUCCUAAAGACUGCACACCCCUUACACCAAAUCAUUUUCUAUUUGGACAAUUAGGCGGUAAGCUCGCCGCUGAUGCAGUGGAUAUUACUUCAUUCAACUCAAAAGGAAGAUGGCGAAGAGUCCAAUAA